CCCCCCCCCUCCCCGCUUCAAGCACAUCGCCAUGGCGACGAACGGGAAGCGGACUGUGAGGAGGAGGGCCUCUGUGUCCCACGGGGUGGGUGGCAGUGACGCCGUGCGUGUGGCGGUGCGCGUGCGCCCGUUCAACAGCCGCGAGCUGCACUCGGCAGCACGGUGCGUGGUAGAGAUGAAGGGCAGCCAGACCAUCCUGCAGGAUCCAAGUGGCACGCGCCAGCCGCGCCCGUUCACCUUCGACUACUCGUACUGGUCCUUUGACGGGUUCGAGACACAGCCAGAUGGCACCAUCGUCAAGAAGGCAGACAACUACGCGGACCAGGAAACCGUGUACCGUGACCUGGGCAAGGACGCCGUCAAGGACGCCAUGGACGGCUACAACGCCGCCAUCUUCGCGUACGGCCAGACCGGCGCCGGCAAGUCCUUCACCAUGGUCGGCUACAAUGCAAACGAAGGCAUCAUCCCGCGCCUCACGCGCGACCUCUUCCGUGAAACGGCAAUCUCCCGCGCCUCCCCGGUCGGCGACGCAGCGUCAUCGCCAGCACGCCCCAGCAACAACAACAACAACAACAACAACGGGCCCAGCGGUGCCCCUCAAGGCAGUCACAGCGGCGGUAUCGAGUACCAGGUCACCUUCUCCAUGCUGGAGAUCUACAACGAGCGCAUUACCGACCUUCUCUCAUCUGCCGGCGGGGAGCUCAAGCUGAGGCAGCACCCGAAGCAGGGCUUCUACGUGCAGGGCCUGCAGAAGGUGGCCGUGAGCAGCUACGAUGACGUUCGCAAGCGCAUGGACCUCGGCGUUCGUAACCGGACCACAGCGGCCACAACCAUGAACGAGACGUCCUCCCGCUCCCACAUGGUCGUCACUCUGCACGUGAAACAGAUCUUCCUCAACACCAGCGGCGAGAGCACCACAAAGUACUCGGACAUCCACCUCGUUGACCUGGCGGGCUCCGAGCGCGCCGAAGCAAGCGCCGCCGUCUCAGACCGCCUGAAGGAAGGCGCAGCCAUCAACCAGUCCCUCUCCACCCUGGGCAACGUCAUAUCUGCACUGGCCGAGCGCGGCGCCGGCCGCACAGACGUCGUGGUGCCAUACCGGAACUCGGCCCUGACCAAGCUCCUGCACAACGCGCUUGGCGGAAACUCCAAGACCAACAUGAUCGCAGCCAUCAGCCCCGCCGCCAUCAACUACGAGGAGACGCUCUCCACGCUGCGCUACGCUGACAGGGCCAAGCAGAUCCGCAACAAGGCCGUGGUGAACGAGAGCCCAACAGACAAGCUGAUCCGGGAGCUGCGCGAGGAGAACGCGCGGCUGAUGGCUGUGCUCUCCGAGGGCGGCAUGACACCGGAGCAACUGGCCGAGGUGCGCGCAGACAAGCAGCUGCUGGGGAGAGAGGUGGCGGACUUGGAGACGCAGUGGUCCAAGCAGCUGGAGGCAGCGCGGCAGGAGUGGGAGCAGCAGCUCUCGCUGGACGACAACCUGCUUGCCCUCGCACAGCAGAGCGAAAUCCAGGCAGACGCGCACCUCAGCAACAUCAACCCAGACCCGCAGCUGUCGCACGUGAUCAAGCACGUGUUGCCGGAGGGCGUGACGAUGGUGGCCAGGCUCGACAACAUGGACGAGGAGACGCUUGACGAGCACAGCGACCUGUUUGCGGACGUGGACCACAUCCUGGAAAUGAGCGGACCAAGCAUCCAGCAGCGCCACUGCAAACUCGAGCGAAAGGGCACGCAGGUGGUGCUCACCCCCGAACCCGUCGGCGGUCACAGCAUUGGCGGCGGCGGCGACGGCGCGACUAACAGCGGUGGGGCCGGGAAUGGUGGUGUGACGAGUGAGGACGUGCAGGUGCGGGUGAACGGCGAGGUGGUUGCGCCUGGCCAUGCAAGGGCACUGCAGCACCUUGAUCGGGUUGUGUUUGGCCCGGGCCAGGCAUACCUCUACUUUGCCGAGCAGAGCGCGCGCGAGAGCGACACGGUUGCUGAUGUGCAGAACUACGACUACGACUUUGUGCAAAUGGAGAUUGCGAGCGCGCAGGGCCUGGGCCAGUUCCUGCGCGCGUCCACAAAUCUUUCCAUGGAUCCGGACACGCAGCGGCUGCGGCAGGCGCUUGUCGCUGUUGCGCCGAUGGUGACGACAGCCAACGCCAUCAGCGCAGAGCUGAAGCGCGGGGUGCGGUUUGAGAUUGUGGUGAAGACCGGCACGACGCACGCGCUGAACGACAAGAGCAAAGAGGUGCUGGUGCAGGUCACGGACACGACCACGGGGUUUGUGUGGCGGUGGGACAGGGCCAAGUUUGUGAAUCGCUGCGAGCUGAUGAAGAUGAUGUUCAACGAGCGGCAGAAGGAGCAGCGGGAGCGACGCGGAAGUCAACUCCGGCAGUCGCUGGAGCGAAAACAGCAGGCAAACAAGCACAGGGCCAUGCACCCGGGCACGAUUAGCGAGGACGGAGCCGUGAAUGGCAGCAGCGGUGAUGGUGGAGGAGGGGUGGGGGCUGGGCGAAAGGCAAAGGCAGCAGGAAGAGGAAAAGGAGGAGGAGGAAAGAAGAGCAAAAGCAGCAGCGUGCUUCCGAGUGCCUUGUCGUCGUCCUCAUCAGCGGCAACAGCAACAACAUCGUCGUCCAAGCCAAAUGGCGGUGGCGCUGGCUAUGCGAAGAUCCACAGCAGCAGUAGUAGCAGUAGCACUGGUGGUGCUGCGAAUGGAGGGAAGGGCAAGGCGCCCCGGCGAGCAAACAGUUAUAGCAGUGCCCUGCAGGCGAAGAAAGACCAGCACAAGCAGCAGCAGCAGCAGCACGCAGUGGCCCAGCGCGAACACACCAAUUCUGGUGAUGAGCUCUUUGGCAUGCACACGGCACGAGCAACAGCAAUAGCAACGGCGGUGUCCGGUACAUCGCCUGUGCUGUCGUCACCAUCACCAACGCCACCAGCAGGGGUGAGCAGCAACACCACCACCAACAACAGCGCGAGUGCACACGCAAAUGACCCGUUCUGGGAUCCGCCAGAGGACCUGUUUCUCGGCAGCAGCUUUGUGUACUUGCAGCCGCUGGCGUUUGGCGUCGGCGUGGACGAGACGCUGCCCGUCACAGACUACCGCGGCCUCACCGUUGCCCUGCUUGAUGUGCAUGUGUCCCUGUGCGACCACGGAGGCAAGACGCUGCCUGACUUUGCGCUCGUGCAAGACCCGUCUGACUUUGCCGACCGGCGCGUGGAUGUGCUGGUGCGCAUUGACCGGGCGCGCGAUGUGGAGUGGGUGCAGCAGGACACGACGCGCGGGGUGGCCUGCCGCUACCGGUUCUACACGGACGCGAAGAAGCGCACAACGCGCGAGGUGUAUCGCUCGCCGCAGGCGGCAGAGUUUGCAUAUAGCAAGCAGUUCACCAUUCGCACGUGCAGCCCAAACUUUGUCAACUAUCUCAAGACAAACGUGCUGGUGUUAGAGCUGUGGGGGAAGCAGGGCGAUGGCACGACGAAGCUGCGACGGCAACACACGGGCGGGCUCCUGUCGGCAACCAUGUCGCUGCCAGGCAGCAGCAGCAGCAGCAGCAGCAGCAGGAGGGGUGGUGGCGGUGGUACCGGUGGUGGUGGUGAUGGUAGCAACGACCGGCGCAAUGUGCGCGGAAAGUGGACAGCAGCUGCAGCAACAGCGCUGUCGUCGUCAGCGCGUGCUGGUGACGGCGCUGCGUUUGGCGGAGAGGUGAAGAGUGGGCGGGCAAUGCCUGAGAUGCGACGCAAGGGCGAGACGGGCGCCAGAUUCGCCAGCACACAGGGGAAAAAGACGAAGACAAAGGGCAGUCGCAGCGUGAGUGUUGGCGACGACAGCGGUGCUGUGAACGACAGCGGGCUUCGCAGUGGUGUUGGCAGUGCGAUAGGCGAAGGCCGUGAUGAUGGUGAUGGCGGUGAUGAUGAUGGUGGUGGUGAUGGUGAUGGGGGCUCGUCGCGGGACCCUGUUGCGCGCGACUUUGAGCGGCAGAUGGAUGCUGUGGUGAUGGAGGCGAUGUGGCUGGAGGAGAAGCGACGGCUGCAGGCGGUCAUUGAGGACCUGCAGCAGGAGGUCGAGUUCCUGCAGAUUGAAAAGGGCCAGCUCGAGAAGGAGAUGAGUGUGAUUGUGCUUGAGAAGACACGCACGUCGUCCUCUCUUGAGAAGGACAGCCUGCACGAUGUUGUUGACGCCUUCACCACAAAGCAUCGAAACCUCCACCGCCGCCUCAACAAGGCCAUGCGCACAAACAAGAAGGCUGACACGGAUGCGAUUGCGCAGGAGCUGCAGGCGGAGUGCGAUGGUCUUGAAGCGGUUGCAAAUCAAAUUACGCGGCAGAUGAUGACUGUUCUCACAGACGUCCGCAGCACCAUCACACACAUCUCACGAUCAUGACACCUGCACACCUCUGCGUGUGUGUAUGUAUGUGUGUGUGUGUGUGUGUGUGUGUGUGUGUGUGUGUGUGUGGCAGUGGCACAGUCCCUUGCACUUCCCCUGCGUUGUUUGUGUGUUGCUUGAUGGCAAACUCCUUUUGUUAGAUGACCACCCAUUCUCACUUCUCACUCAGUUUCGUUUAUUAUGUGAAUCGACUUUGCUUGCUUCUCUUGUGUCUGCUUCAUGGCAAUAAACAACUACACGAUC
Molecule: messenger RNA, 4618 nt
Organism: Salpingoeca rosetta
Lineage: Eukaryota; Choanoflagellata; Craspedida; Salpingoecidae
Product: kinesin-Like protein
Exons: 3
Coding region: 32-4372 (1446 amino acids)
Biological process (GO): cytoskeleton-dependent intracellular transport; microtubule-based movement
Cellular component (GO): kinesin complex; microtubule
Molecular function (GO): microtubule binding; ATP hydrolysis activity; microtubule motor activity
Source: RefSeq, a predicted model, not a curated record